AUGGGAAAUUGUCAAGCAAUUGAUGCAGCAACUUUGGUUAUACAACAUCCAAGUGGGAAAGAAGAGAAAUUUUAUUGGUCUGUGAGUGCAAGUGAGAUCAUGAAGGCCAAUCCUGGCCACUAUGUUGCUCUGCUCAUCUCCACCACCUUGUGCUCCUCCAAUCCCAACAACAAUGGCGAUCAAAAAGACAAGAAUUUGAACCAGAAAGACAACAACAACAACAGCACUUCAGUUCGCUUGACACGCAUAAAGCUUCUCAGGCCAACUGAUACUCUUGUUCUUGGCCAAGUUUACAGGCUCAUCACUACUCAAGAGGUGAUGAAGGGUUUGUGGGCAAAGAAGCAAGCAAAGGUGAAGAGAAGCCACUCAAACCAGGUAGAAGCAGAGCAGACACAGGAGAGGGUGAGAGAGAAGCCAGUACUGACAGCAACCAGAAGAUCUGAGGCUUCUGAGCUGGAGAAGGACAACCAGGUGGGUAAACAUGAGAGAGGGCACCGACCAAGAACAGCAGCAACAUCAUCAACUCAUCAGUCUGCCAGUACUGCCAGGUCAAGAACAUGGCAGCCCUCAUUACACAGCAUCUCAGAGGCCACAGGCUGA
This is a messenger RNA of Prunus armeniaca (apricot), 600 nucleotides long. NCBI's taxonomy places the organism in Eukaryota, Viridiplantae, Streptophyta, Magnoliopsida, Rosales, Rosaceae. The record is from the annotation of a GenBank genome assembly.